Messenger RNA from Syzygium oleosum, 1028 nucleotides. Its product is annotated as putative invertase inhibitor. Gene Ontology annotation, molecular function: enzyme inhibitor activity. The transcript has a single exon. The coding region runs from base 269 to 814 and encodes 181 amino acids. The record is from RefSeq and is a predicted model, not a curated record. NCBI's taxonomy places the organism in Eukaryota, Viridiplantae, Streptophyta, Magnoliopsida, Myrtales, Myrtaceae.
GAAGCUUCCUCAACAAACGCAACGCACACAGAGAGAGGAAGGAGAGAAUGGCGAAGCGUAGCUUUCUAUGGCGAGACGGUUCUCUUUUCUUGUUUGAAACGGCCUCUCUUAACUAUCUCUUCAAUCCGACGAUGAUCAGGACUCGGACAUUCAUCGAAACAGAUUUAACCGCCAACCACUCCAUUAAAAAUCACAGAUCGGCGCAAGCGGCGAUGAACGACGACAGAAUUAAUCCAAUUGAAGAAGAAGAAGAUAAAGGAGACAAACAAUGAACAGGUCGAUGAUCACGAUGCUCUCCAUCUUAAUGACCCUAGCUCUCUCGAUGGAUGCACAAACGAGUGGCUCCGAUUUGAUCUCUCAAGUCUGCGAGCACGUACCUCGCAGGGGCUUCUGCGAAUCCGCGCUCCGGUCCGAUCCGAGGAGCGAGGGGGCGGACACGGCCGGGCUCACGGCGGUCGCGCUCGGCCUCGCCGCCGCGAACGCGACGGACACCGCCCCCUUCAUCGGCCGGAUGCUCGGCGGCGGCGGGGGGAGCUUGGGCCCGGCGGUGGAGCAGUGCCUCAGCGAGUGCGCCGACCAGUACGCGGACGUGGUGGAGCAGGUGGAGGCGUCGAUCGCCGCCGCGAGCGCGGGGGACUACGGCGGCCUGAGGCCGUGGGUGAGGGCGGCGAUCGCGGACGCGGAGUCGUGCGAGGAAGGGUUCAGGAUGGAGGCCGGGGGCGGCGACCAGAUGAUGAUGUCGCGACGGAACAAGGUGUUCAGGCUGCUGUGCGACACCGCGCUGAGGAUCGUGGAACUGCUGGUGCUCGCCUGACUGACGAAGGCGACGAUGGAUGGAUGACGCGUUCCGUCGUCGGAGGGACGGUCGAAAACGAGGGCGCGAGGAGAGAGAGAGAGAGUGGAAAUUGAGAAUCGUUGAGGCAAUAAAGAGCGCGAAAAUGUUGAAAAGGAAGGAGGAGUAGGGUAGGACUGAGCUGUUCUUCUGCAGAACCGUGAAAACUGUACAGAACAUUUUAUUCGCCUUUUAA